Messenger RNA from Myripristis murdjan (pinecone soldierfish), 5834 nucleotides. RefSeq names its product vinculin-like. Gene Ontology annotation, cellular component: actin cytoskeleton. Lineage: Eukaryota; Metazoa; Chordata; Actinopteri; Holocentriformes; Holocentridae. Gene Ontology annotation, molecular function: actin filament binding; structural molecule activity. Gene Ontology annotation, biological process: cell adhesion. Bases 238 to 3717 code for a protein of 1159 amino acids. The transcript has 24 exons. The record is from RefSeq and is a predicted model, not a curated record.
CGGUCGCUCCCACCGGAGGACACCGACUGCCCGACUCCAGCCUUACCGUAGUCACCGGCAGAGACCGUCCACACCAGGGGGAGACGCAUGAAGCCGUCGUUCCAGGAUCUGGACUGAUAACUCGGGACUCGUCCGUUUGGUCUGUGUUUCUGCUGGGGAAAAGAAAAAGGGGGAUCUUGUGUGCUGGAGCGACCAGCCGCCUUUCUUCUGUCGGGGCUGCGGUAGAAGUCGUUCACAAUGCCGGUGUUUCACACCAAGACCAUCGAGAGUAUCCUGGAGCCGGUGGCUCAGCAGAUCUCGCACCUGGUCAUCAUGCAUGAGGAGGGGGAGGUGGACGGGAAAGCCAUCCCGGAUCUGACGGUACCGGUGGCGGCUGUGCAGGCGGCAGUGAGCAACCUCGUACGGGUGGGGAAGGAGACUGUUCAAACCACAGAGGACCAGGUGAUGAAGAGAGACAUGCCUCCUGCAUUCAUUAAGGUGGAGAACUCCUGCUCCAAGCUCGUCCAGGCAGCUCAGAUGCUGAAGGCAGAUCCAUACUCUGUUCCUGCGCGAGACUACCUCAUCGACGGAUCCAGAGGGAUACUGUCUGGAACGUCCGACCUCCUCCUCACCUUCGACGAGGCCGAGGUGCGUAAGAUCAUCAGAGUGUGUAAAGGCAUCCUGGAGUAUCUGGCUGUAGCUGAAGUGGUGGAGACCAUGGAGGACCUCAUUACUUACACCAAGAACCUGGGACCAGGGAUGACCAAAAUGUCAAAGAUGAUUGAGGAAAGACAGCAGGAGCUGACGCACCAGGAACACAGACAGAUGCUAAUUAGCUCCAUGAACACUGUCAAAGAACUGCUGCCUGUUCUUAUAUCAGCUAUAAAGAUUUUCGUCACAACCAAGAGCAGUCAUGGUGCCGGUGUGGAGGAGGCAGAGAGGAACCGGAGGUUUACCUUUGAAAAGAUGAGUGCCGAAAUCAACGAGAUCAUAAGAGUCUUACAGCUCACCACGUGGGACGAAGAUGCUUGGGCUAACAAGAAGGACAUGGAGGCUAUGAGGAGGUCUCUGGCUCUGAUUGAGUCUAAGAUGGGACAGGCUAAAAGCUGGCUCAAAGACCCCCAUGCACAACCAGGAGACUCGGGGGAAGUCGCCUUGCGUGUGAUCUUGGAUGAGGCCGGUAAAGUCGGAGAGCUGUGUGCUGGGAAGGAGAGGAAAGAUGUUCUGGGAACCACUAAGGCUCUGGGACAGAUGACCGACCAGGUUUCAGACCUGCGUGCCAGAGGCCAGGGCCCGUCCCCAGGGUGUGUGCAGCGUGCGGGCCAGUGUUCACAGGGUUUAGAUCUGCUGUUUGGCAAGGUGGACAGCGCUGCCCGCAGACUGGAGGCGCUAAUCAACGCCAAGCAGGCCAUCGCCAGGAGGCUGGAUGCAGCACAGGCCUGGCUGGCUGAUCCUAACGGUGGUCCUGAAGGGGAGGAGAACAUCAGAGCAUUGCUAGCAGAAGCCAAACGUAUUGCCGAUCUGUGUGAAGAUCCUAAAGAGAGGGACGACAUCCUGCGCUCCAUCAGUGAGAUCGCAGGCCUUACCGCCAGACUCGUAGAGCUACGCAGGCAGCUGAAACUGCAGCCUCCUGUCGCCAAUAGGUGGCAUCUCUUACCUGCUUGGAAAAUAUGUUGUUGCCUAUCAACGCUGGGCCUCACUCCUACGAUAAGGGGUAAAGGUGACAGUCCGGAGGCCCGUGCGUUGGCCAAGCAGAUCGGGGCAGCGCUGCUGACCCUGCAGUCCAAGACCAACCGGGCUGUGGCCAACAUGAGGCCAGCCAAGCCUGCCCUCACGCUGGAGGGCAAGAUGGAGCAAGCGCUGCGCUGGGUCAACAACCCCGGAGUGGACGACAGAGGAAUAGGUCAGGCAGCAAUCAGAGGAAUGGUGGGGGAGGGGCGGAGGCUGGCAGGAGGCCUGGUGGGCCCAUACAGACAGGAUCUGAUUGGACGCUGCGACCGAGCAGAGGCUCUAACGGCGUCCCUGGCGGACAUGGCUGCCAGAGGUGAGGCAGAGGCUCCUCACGCACGAGCCACGGCCUCGCAGCUCCAGGACAGCCUCAAGGAUCUGCGGGGGCGGAUGCAGGAGGUGAUGACCCAGGAAGUGUCUGAUGUCUUCAGUGACACCACCACUCCAAUCAAAUUGCUGGCUGUGUCUGCAACUGCUCCCCCUGACGCCCCCAACAGGGAGGAGGUUUUUGAAGAGCGUGCAGGGAACUUUGAGGCCCACGCAAGUCGUCUGGGGGCGACGGCAGAGAAGGCUGCUGCCGUGGGAACAGCCAAUAAGAGCACAGUGGAAGGGAUACACGCUGCUGUGAAACACGCCAGGGAGCUCACGCCACAGGUGACUUCUGCUGCUCGAAUUUUGUUGAAGAAUCCCGGAAACCAAGCAGCAUAUGAGCACUUUGACACCAUGAAGAACCAGUGGAUUGACAACGUGGAGAGACUCACUUGUCUAGUGGAUGAGGCCAUAGACACCAAGUCGUUGCUAGAUGCCUCUGAGGAGGCCAUCAAGAAGGACAUCGACAAAUGCCGCGUCGCCAUGGCAAACGUCCAGCCCCAAAUGCUCGUUGCCGGGGCAACAAGCAUAGCAAGACGGGCUAAUCGGGUCCUGCUUGUGGCUAAAAGGGAAAUGGAGAACUCUGAGGAUCCGCGGUUCAGAGAAACUGUGAAACACGCCUCCGAUAUCCUGUCACACACCAUCUCACCCAUGGUGAUGGACGCUAAGGCAGUCGCUGGGAACAUCCAAGAUAAAGCUCUGCAGAAGGCCUACCUGGACUCCUGCCUGAGGAUCCUCGCUGCCGUCGGAAAAGUCAGAGAAGCCUUCCAGCCUCAGGAGCCUGACUUCCCACCUCCGCCUCCUGAUCUAGACCAGCUCCAUGUUAGUGAUGAGCAGGCGCCACCCAAGCCCCCCUUGCCGGAGGGGGAGGUGCCCCCGCCUCGCCCCCCUCCUCCAGAAGAGAAGGAUGAGGAGUUCCCAGAGCAGAAGGCCGGCGAGGUGCUCAGCGAGCCCAUGAUGGUGGCGGCCAGGCAGCUACAUGACGAGGCACGCAAGUGGUCCAGCAAGCCUGAGGAUGAGGAGGCAAUAGAGGAGAGAGAGGUAGAUGAUGAAGAUGAGUUUACUGAUGGUGAGGAUGACUAUGAGCCAGAGCUGCUGAUGAUGCCCUCCAAUCAACCUGUCAAUCAACCCAUUCUGGCUGCUGCCCAGUCUCUCCACCAGGAGGCGCGCAAGUGGUCCAGCAAGGGUAAUGACAUCAUAGCAGCAGCCAAGCGCAUGGCUCUGCUGAUGGCAGAAAUGUCCCGGCUGGUGCGUGGCGGGAGUGGAAACAAACGAGCUCUGAUUCAGUGCGCGAAAGACAUCGCAAAGGCCUCAGAUGAGGUGACAAGGCUGGCUAAAGAGGUGGCCAAGCAGUGCACUGACAGACGCAUCAGAACCAACCUCCUGCAGGUGUGUGAACGAAUCCCCACCAUCAGCACUCAGCUAAAGAUCCUCUCCACCGUCAAAGCCACCAUGCUGGGACGAACCAACAUCAGCGAGGAGGAGUCAGAGCAGGCGACGGAGAUGUUGGUCCAUAACGCCCAGAACCUGAUGCAGUCGGUGAAGGAGACUGUAAGAGAAGCAGAGGCCGCAUCUAUCAAGAUCCGCACAGAUGCAGGAUUCACCCUGCGCUGGGUUCGCAAAACCCCCUGGUACCAAUAAACAAACCUGGCUGCUGAAAUUAGUCACACUCUCAACCUGGCACCGACUAUACACACACACACACACACUUCCAGUCCAGAUAGCACACAAUAAUCCCUGUUAUGGAUAUCAUACAAGUGAACAUACACACUUCUUCAAAUAGGAAAGUUCACCCAGUGCAGGUGAUUUGUAUCCCUCCUCCACUCUGGUUUGGGUGUGUGUUACCAGGAACUAUAAUUGACAGCGCCAGGCCGCAGGUUUGAAUUAACCUGCUGGGGUGAAUUCAGCUUUGCUCUGCAGUCUUUUACCUGUAACUAUGGUGUCAUGUUGGCUAACCGGAGACAGUUUUUAAUAUAUAUUUUUGGUAUGUUGGGUUACAAGAGUUUAUCCAAAUCCCAGGUAUAUAUUUUUUGCAUGAGAAGUUUUUCUAUUUUUUAAAGGCGAAUUACGACAUUAAGAUAUUAACUCUCAGAGGACUUUUACUUUUGGUUCCGUUUUAUCAGAGUUUCUUAUUGUCUAUUGUAAAUAUUUAUUUGUUUUAUGGACAAUACUCAGCUAUGAGCUUUAUUCACUGAUUUCGACAUGAGAGUGCGGAGCCUCGCCGGGGCUGAUUGCACACACACUCUCCUCUCUUCAUGUUUACUUUAAGUGAUAACACUGUUCUUAAUUGAAGAUCUGCAAAGUGAAAAGUGACUGUUGUCAGGUGAUGUUUUUACUUGAAGAGUUUUAUGACUCUUGAGCUCAUGUUACCCUUCCAAAACCUGUUGUAAGCCCCAAAAAAUGAAUGGCUGUAAUAAUAAAAAGGCAUGACUGACAAGAUAUUUUGGAGAUAUGAGGUUUUCACCCGACAGCAGCCUUGAUUAUGUGAGGGUUGAACUCAAGGUCCGUUUAAAUGAAUGUCAUCCAAGUGUGCUUUCAGUUCUUUAUUGUUUUCGUUUACUUUUAUUUAAACUUUCACAAUGAACAAUGCCAAAGGAUUUGUUUUACAUUGUUGUAAGCUACGUGAAGUUGUUUUUUUGUUGUUGUUGUUGUUGUUGUUGUUUUUCAUUUAACACUCUUAAAACCCAGGUUAAUGUAAGCCGAGAGAACAAGAAAGAAAGAGCUUUUGGUUGAAAGAGCCUGGAGUGCUUCUUGAGAACUUUUUUUUUUUUUUUUUAGCAAAAACAUUGAAUGUUUUUUUUGUUUUUCUGCUGUCAUUUUUUUAAAUGAAGUGCUUAAUUUCUGCAAGAGCUCUGUGGCUCUGUGACAGUUGAACUGUUUACUGUAGGACUUUUACAUACAUUAUCAAAACCAAUGAUUUUGGACAGCCUCCAAACAGCCCUUUGUCUAGACCCCUCUGUGUAUGUCUAUGAAUGUGUGUUUGUGUGUGUGCGCGUGUGUGUGCGUAUGUGAGCCCUCUUGUCUCAUUUGUUCACACUGAGGAGAGAUUUACUAGAUUACUCCAGUGGUUUGUGAAUAAUAUGAUAUUUUUGUGUGAUAUCUAUCAUAGCUGUCAAUCUAGUAUUUAAAUCUGAGUCAGGCAACUAUUUGACAGGAGUGUUUUUGUCAGUAGCAGGUAGGAAACACAUCUGAGACAUUUUGCCAACACCUAAAUGCCAGUUUAUGGUUUCACGACUGCUUAUAAUUCGACUUUUCAUGCAAGCAGUUCAGAGCUAGUUGUUUUUUUGUUUUUUUUUUAAAUUAUUAUAAUUAUUUUCUUAUGCUGUUAAUUGAUUCCAUCUCCUAAAUGCAAUUCAUCAAAGGUGAAUAGAUAUUUUUAUGUUGGCUGGGCAAAUAUUAGUAUAACUGUUACAUGGAGAAUCUGUAUGUGUGAGUGUGUGUGUGUGUGUGUGUGUGUGUGUGUGUGUGUGUGUGUGUGUGAGAAACCUCUUCACUUAAUGAAACAGUAUUAGUGGGCUGUCACAAUGAUGGUUAGGGGACAGAGCUCUGGCUACAGCAGCACUGAAUGUUUGUUUACUGCAAUUUAUAUUAUGGCCUACUGAGCAUGUAGCAGUCGCUGACCCCCCGUCUGAUGGAUGGGGUGCAGUGAUGUGUGUGUGCGUGUGUGUGUGUAAUGUUUCACACUGAAUGUACUAAGAUAGCUUAUAGCCCUGCCAACACAUCUGCUGUGCCUUGGAGUAAUAAAGGACAUUAAUGAA